CAUUUUAGGUGAUGAGCUGACAUCCAUAGUGAGAUGUCUGCCAGACAUGCUGAGAUGAGAGCUGAGACUAAACACAAUGAAUGAUCAUUAUCCUUUUUAAACCUACUUUUAUUUUACUUAACAGGUCAUUUCUCUGGUGUACAAUGGCUGGCUCCAUAUUUGAGUGGGCGACACGGUGGCUCAGUGGGUAGCACUGUCGCCUCACAGCAAGAAGGUCCUGAUUUGCAUGUUCUCCCUGUGUCUGAGUGGAUUUCCUCCCACAGUCCAAAGACAUGCAAGUGAGCUCUAUCUGUGUUUGCUGAUCAGUGGUGUUAGCAGGAUGCUCGCUGCUGGUGGUGGAGGGUUUCGGGGGAGGAUGUUGGUGCAGUUGUUGUGUGUCCAGCUGCUCUGGAGUUUAGUCUGGGCAUCAGAACUCACCUUCGAGCUGCCCGACAAUGCCAAGCAGUGCUACUAUGAGGACAUCACCAUCGGCACCAAGUGCACCCUCGAGUUUCAGGUCGUGACCGGGGGCCAUUACGAUGUAGACUGUCGUUUGGAGGAUCCAGACGGUACAGUUCUGUACAAAGAAAUGAAGAAGCAGUACGACAGCUUCACGUUCACGGCAGCCAGAAAUGGAACCUACAAGUUCUGCUUUAGCAAUGAGUUUUCCACCUUCACCCACAAGACGGUUUACUUUGACUUUCAAGUUGGCGAUGACCCUCCACUCUUCCCUAAUGAGAACAGAGUGACUGCACUAACUCAGAUGGAAUCAGCAUGUGUCUCAAUCCAUGAGGCUCUGAAGUCUGUGAUCGACUAUCAGACCCAUUUCCGCCUGAGGGAAGCUCAGGGUCGCAGCAGAGCAGAAGACCUGAACACCAGAGUGGCAUUCUGGUCCGUCGGAGAGGCUUUCAUUCUGCUGGUGGUCAGUAUUAGCCAAGUCGUUCUGCUCAGGAGCUUCUUUUCAGACAAGAAGACGACGACGACCCGUGUAGGAUCCUAACAUCUCUAAUUCAUUGCUGAUUUCAGCACAUCCAUACAAACAUACACAAACACACUCACAUGGGACUAAAAGCAGACAGAAUUUUCAUGGUUUAUUCACUGUUUUUAGGACUCCAUACAGAAUGGUCAUUUAAAGAUGUUCUUGUUUGGCUGAGUUAGCUUUUACCCUACGGAUGGAUUGAGGUUUCGUAUCAAACAAUUGAAUUUUUCAUGAUAAGUAACCUCUUAAUUUAUUGCAUGUUUGUGCGAUUAAUUUUACAUUGUUUUCCCAGUUUGGUAAAUAGAAACCUACUUAACACACACUUAGACAAAAAGACAAAGCACUGCACAUAGCCUGUUAUUCAGUGAGAGAGAGAUUACUUCUGUACCACCUGAUCUAUAUUAUGCUGUGUAUUAGUCAAAUUCAGUGGUCCUUGUGUGCUUGUUUCCUGACCAAUUUAUUUCCAUGAAGUCAUUUUCAUGCGGCUGUUCUGAUGUUUGGCACUGUACUACAUUGGAACAUGCAUUCAUUUCUUUACUUCGAUCAGCGUCUGCGGGUUUCUGGCUGCAGGACAAAAAAACUUGGUGACAAGCUACUACAGGGUACAACACUCAAAAACGAAAUCAUGAAACCAAGCUGACAACGUUCAAGCAGAAACCACAAAGCAUGCAUUUUUAUUCAGACAGCCAGACGCCCGACAAGUAACUGGUGGUGGACAAAUUUGCUGUUUUCCCAAUCAGCUCUCAUCUCUCAGCAAUAACCACACUGGGUCCACACAAUAGGUCUGUUUUUUUUCCUGUUUUGCCACUCAUGCAUAAAAUGUGCAUUUUUUAAAUGUAUUUUCAUAGCAAACUAGUUAGUUAGCUUUUUCUCGUAGUUUGAUUCAAGUUGGUUUUAUAAAUUACAUAGACAUAUUCCUGAAGAUCUGGUUUUGAGCUGAAAUCAUUUGUUUAAUUAAGGAUAGUAAAUUCAAACUGGUUAAGACAGAAGACUGUAUUGUCUUUGGGCAAAUGAUUGCAUAACAGGGUUUCUCAACUGCAUUUUUAAGUACAUACCACCUUGCCUAAUCCCCAUAACUGAAUUUAACCAUCCUAGAGGAUUGGCGAUUUUUGCCAGCUACCACACAAGUCCAAAUGGUUUAUUAUUAAGAAAACAUAAUUUAUGUGUAGGCACACAGCUUACAAAAUGUGACAAACAAAAGAUAAAAAUAAGUGAUGGUUUAAGAUGUGUAGUGCUGCAUUGUAUCAUAGAACCUUCAAUGCGGAAUGACAUUUCUUUCUAUAAAUGAUAAGUCCAUUCUGGUGGUCAGUUUCAGUCUUCUUGAGAAGCUGUUUGAGAAGUAAGUUACAACAUAUAUAUUGCUAUAACUUAAACAAAUUGUUUUCUUAUCCCAGUUAAUGUAUUUGAUCUGGUUGGCUUAGUUGGUAAAACUGUAGCUGUGGGAAAUGGGUGUGCAUUAGGAAACCUGGUAAUGGGUUGGGGUUUUUCAUUAUUAAAGAAAUGUAGUUUACAGUAAUUAUUCCCAGUUGUAGAUUUUUGUUUGGCAUGAAGUAAAAAUGAUUUCCAUUAUUAGUCCAGUGUUGGAUAAGUGUGGGUUAAGUAGUGUUCACAAGUUAUUUUCAAAACGUGUUAUUUUAUAUGAAAGCUGAUCUUAGGUUGUUAGUUUUUUUUUCUGACAGUUUCAUUGUACACUUUAUUUACUUUGUUUAAUGUCGAGAAUCGAAUUGUACAGUCAUUUGGAAAUAAAGAAUGACCCUUGUAUUCUUUACGUCUACAGCCACUCGGUGGCAUUACUGUCAUACUGGUGAACACAAUAAAUCUGGGAAACGCA
Molecule: messenger RNA, 2789 nt
Organism: Trichomycterus rosablanca
Lineage: Eukaryota; Metazoa; Chordata; Actinopteri; Siluriformes; Trichomycteridae
Gene: tmed7
Product: transmembrane p24 trafficking protein 7
Exons: 4
Coding region: 227-979 (250 amino acids)
Biological process (GO): endoplasmic reticulum to Golgi vesicle-mediated transport; Golgi organization; intracellular protein transport
Cellular component (GO): endoplasmic reticulum-Golgi intermediate compartment; COPII-coated ER to Golgi transport vesicle; Golgi apparatus
Source: RefSeq, a predicted model, not a curated record